GGCUCACCGCACCAGCAUGGAGAGAUAGUGCACACCAUGACGGCGACGCCGGGGACGCCGCACCUCAGCGCUCUGCUCUGCCUCACGCUCCUCUGUCUUCCAAAAGGUUCGGUCCAGGGGCCGCACGAGAAGCGGGUGCUGGAGAAGCUGCUGAACAACUAUAACGUGCUGGAGCGGCCAGUGGCCAACGAGUCGGAGCCGAUUGUGGUCAGCUUCGGCCUGACGUUGCAGCAGAUCAUCGAUGUGGAUGAGAAGAACCAGCUGCUAAUUACAAAUGUGUGGUUAAAUUUGGAGUGGAACGACGUGAACCUACGAUGGAAUGCAUCAGAAUACGGGGGCGUUCAAGACCUACGUAUUCCGCCAAAGAAGAUAUGGAAGCCAGAUGUUCUUAUGUACAACAGUGCUGACGAGAAGUUCGACAGCACGUACCCGACAAAUGUGGUGUUGAAAAACAAUGGGAGCUGCCUGUACAUACCUCCCGGCAUCUUCAAGUCGACCUGCAAGAUCGACAUCACAUGGUUUCCAUUCGACGACCAGGAGUGUGACAUGAAGUUCGGCUCCUGGACGUACGACGGCUGGCAGCUGGAUCUGAUUCUCCCAAGCGAGGAGGGCGACGCCAGUAACUUCAUCCCGAACGGCGAGUGGACUCUGCUCGGGAUCCCAGGCCAGCGCAAUGAGAUCUCGUACGCCUGUUGUCCUGAGACCUACAUCGACAUCACGUACACUGUCCAGAUCCGGCGGCGCACGCUCUAUUACCUGCACAACCUGGUCCUGCCCGGCAUCCUCAUAUCCACCAUGGUGCUGCUGGCCUUUACCCUGCCGCCGGACUCCGGGGAGAAGCUGACUCUAGGCGUCACAGUGCUACUAUCUCUGACAGUAUUUCUGAACCAAGUCGCUGCAAAUAUGCCAGAGACCUCUGAGGCUGUGCCCCUACUAGGUGUUACCAUUUUACUAUCGCUCACUGUCUUUCUAAAUAUGGUGGCCGAGAGUAUGCCCACUACAUCCGACGCUGUCCCACUUAUAGGGACGUACUUUAACUGCAUAAUGUUCAUGGUGGCGUCAUCGGUGGUGAGCACUGUUCUCAUCCUGAAUUACCAUCAUCGGUCUGGCGAGACCCACGAAAUGGCACCCUGGGUGCGGAGCGUGUUCCUGCAGUGGAUGCCGUGGCUGCUGCGCAUGUCGCGGCCGGGCGAAAAGAUCACGCGCAAGAACAUCAUCAUGAACAACAAGAUGAAGGAGCUGGAGCUGAAAGAGCGCUCCUCUAAGUCGCUCCUGGCCAACGUGUUGGACAUGGAUGACGACUUUCGGGGCCUGGCGCCGGCGCCGCUCUCGCUGGCCGCCAACAGCGCCGCCUACACGCGGCUGCCGCCCGGCCAGUCGGUCGACGACCUGGCAGCGCCCGGCUGCAUGGCAGGCUGUGCGCGUGAGCUGCACCUGAUCCUGCGCGAGCUGCGCACCGUCACCGACCGGCUGCGCCAGGAGGACGACGAGGCGGUCGUCACCAGCGACUGGAAGUUCGCCGCCAUGGUGGUAGACCGCCUGUGCUUGAUCGUGUUCACGCUGUUCACUGUGGUGGCGACGGUGGCCGUGCUGCUGUCGGCGCCGCACAUCAUCGUGCCGUGACGUCAGCGCGCGCUGCGACACGUCAGCGUGACGUCAGCGUGACGUCAGCGUGACGACAGCGUGACGCUGUUAGGCGACAGCGGACGCGCGCCUCGCCGACAGUGCUGUCUGCUCAAGGCCGGCGGCGCGCCGGCCGUCAUCGCCACCUGACAAUACUGACGGCAAUACUCGAUCCCGUCUUGUUACCCUGUAGCUCCAGCCAUCCCGUCUCCAUCUCUGCCCUUCUUCCCGGCCAGGCCAGUCGAGUCGGUAUUUUUAGCAUUACGGGUAGUCGGGUGCGAGUGAUCCCCGGCCUCACCACGUCGGAGCCAAAUUACAGUGGGGUGUAAGGCAGUAGAGUCUCGUGCGCUCGAGCAGUUCGAGGAGCGGGCGCGCUAGCCCGUGCAAGCCUGCUCCCCAUGUCUAGACCAGCGUGUUUCUGUGAUUCUUCAUCGGUAUUCACCAGCUGAGACGCUGUGUCGGAGCCGCGCCGCCCUUUGCUGGAAUCCUUGCCUUCUGUGAUGCUUUGUUUCCAUUCAUAUCGAUUCAGACAAUGACAUAGGCUGGAGCGCGUUUUACGACGCGACGCAGGCGCGCGAUAGCACAUGUUUAUCGCGGUCUGUGCAGCCCUGUUUUGAUAUUGAUCAUGAGACCUGCCGGUGGCGUACUUGUCAGAUAUUUAUACCGAGCCUUGUCGCUUUCAUGCUAGGAGGUAUAGUUGGGCUCAUUUCAGUGACCGUUCUUCCGAGUAUAUCAGCAUUGUUCUUAGACUUUGAAUGUCCAUGGUUUUAUGAAUAAUGAGGAUUUUCUUCUGAAUGUUGCGCAAGAAAAAAGAGGAGAUCAUAAUCGUUUUUUAGACCGUAUCAAAUCUGGCGAUCGAUUGAACUCGAAGAAAGGAACGUCACAAUUAAGCAUAAAUAAUCUCCCGAUUUGUUUCUCAUAUGACCUCGGUACUUGUGAACGUGUUAACAGCACACGAAGACACUAGCACGUCGGCUGCCGAGGGCAAGCAAGCACCAAAGGCCAUCCAUCAGCUAGAGAGAACAUUGGCUGUCGUAAAACGUACUUGAGUGGUGUAGGUUGUUUGUGACCUGUCAGAUAUAUCGGCAGCGGCGGUUUGUGGCGGUCACUGUCCAUGUUGUUCGUUCCACAGUUGUGUUUUCAACGCUUAGAACUCGCAAGUUCAUCUUCGCUGAUUUCGCCGAAACUAAGGCUGACCGAAAGCUUAAUCUGGAAAACGAAUACAACCACCGAG
Pollicipes pollicipes is the source of this 2857-nucleotide messenger RNA. Its product is annotated as neuronal acetylcholine receptor subunit alpha-7. NCBI's taxonomy places the organism in Eukaryota, Metazoa, Arthropoda, Thecostraca, Pollicipedomorpha, Pollicipedidae. Gene Ontology annotation, biological process: monoatomic ion transmembrane transport. The coding region runs from base 37 to 1623 and encodes 528 amino acids. The transcript is spliced from 11 exons. Gene Ontology annotation, molecular function: acetylcholine-gated monoatomic cation-selective channel activity; transmembrane signaling receptor activity. The record is from RefSeq and is a predicted model, not a curated record. Gene Ontology annotation, cellular component: postsynaptic membrane.